Messenger RNA from Helobdella robusta, 444 nucleotides. RefSeq lists its product as hypothetical. Bases 1 to 444 code for a protein of 147 amino acids. The transcript is spliced from 5 exons. The record is from RefSeq and is a predicted model, not a curated record. Lineage: Eukaryota; Metazoa; Annelida; Clitellata; Rhynchobdellida; Glossiphoniidae.
AUGCAGGCACCGCUAAGCUUUCUGAUGAGAAUUUUCUUUUUCUCCAUUCCACGAGCUGUGUUUCAGCAACAAUCUCGAGGAGGACUGGCACCAGUUUUGGAGGACAGCGUAGGAACCGGUAAGCAUUCAAAUGUUGGUCGAGUGGACGACGGAAGAAUCAGCGCGUUGGCUGUUCGACUGACACUCAGAAGUUCGGAUGAAAUCUUGUGUGCCGAUCUGAAUGUGGUGGUCGGUGCGAAUGAUAAGAGGUGGGCUGUGGUGGGCGUCAGCACGGUUCACAUGAUGCGCUCCUCAAUGAAUUUUGAAAACAGAUGGGUCUUGAGAUUCGCUCUGAACUUCGCAAGUGAUGGAGAAGUAGUCAGAGAAUGUUUUUCAGUAUCCGGUCAAAUUCAUUCCAUCGAUGCGCGUCGGAUGAUGGUCGGUGCAAUGGAGGUUCGUCCGUAG